AUGGGAUGCGCGUGGGAGAGCGGAGGCUCUGUCCUGCGCUCGCAUUGCAAGCAGCUCGUCUUUCGUCAGGCGCCCUGCCUUUGCACAGCGCUCGUCCUCUGCGCUGCUAUCGUUCAUGCGCGCACUGGAUCCCGCCUUCUCCAGGACGAGCUUCCCUCGCGUUCGCGCUGCCCGCCCUCUCGCUUCAAGCUCGAACACGCAAAGAGCUCCACGCAAAGGCGACCCAGGCUGACUGCGACAGUCAACGUGCGCGGAAAUCGUUAUGAGGCGGACGGUCAGUCGCAUGAUGGGGUGCGCAUGGGAGAGGGUUGUACAUGCAGGAAAGGAGGUGGAAGCUUC
Molecule: messenger RNA, 339 nt
Organism: Laetiporus sulphureus 93-53
Lineage: Eukaryota; Fungi; Basidiomycota; Agaricomycetes; Polyporales; Laetiporaceae
Exons: 1
Source: RefSeq, a predicted model, not a curated record